UAUUUGAUAGGAAACGUAAUUUUUUUUCAGCUGUUUGGUGCUGAAAGACAUCCCAUUAAUUUGCCAUGUGGUCAUACAGUUUGCCACAAAUGUCUAGCAGAUAAUCGCUCUCAAUUUUGCGUUCUUGACCAGGUGCCGGUAACAGUAAAUUUACGAAAAUUGCCUGUAAAUGCAGCAUUCCUUUCAAUUCUUGGAGUUCAAAUAUCAAAAGAGUUGUGUGAUCCGGAGCGAUUUUCUCAAACGAACGAAUGUUUUCUUAAAGCAGAAAAAAUUUUAAUCCGCUUAUCUUCCUAUUUACAUCAGGCAGAAAGCGAACGAGGUGGAAGUGUUUGGAGCAAUGAAUUAAGCCGACCUUUGCAACGCAAAUUAAUUGCUUUAUUAUGUUUUCAAUUAUUGGAAGAUGAAGGAAGGCAAAGGGCUAGAAAAGUGGCUCGAGCACUUGUUGAACGUAUUCUCACUGAACUGAUUAUUCUUCAUCAAAAUACAGCUAAUUUAUCAUCAUGUCUUUGGUCGGCAGUGCGAGCUCGUGGUUGUCAGUUUUUGGGACCAGCGAUGCAAGAAGAAGUAUUGCGGUUAAUCCUUUUAACACUGUCUGAAGGGGCGUUAAUCGCAAGAAAAACGCUCGUUAUGUACAUCGUUCAAACACUUCGUGAAGAUUAUCCACAAGUUUCGAAAACGAGUGUUGGCCAUGUGGUGCAGCUUCUUUAUCGUGCUAGUUGUUUUAAUGUAAUGAAGCGAGAAGGUGAAUCGUCAUUAAUGCAGUUAAAAACUGAGUUUCGAGAUUAUGAGUCAUUGCGACGAGAGCAUGAUACACAAAUUGUUCAAGUAGCAAUUGAAGCUGGUCUUCGUAUAUCUCCUGACCAGUGGUCAUCCUUAUUGUAUGGGGAUCAGUCACAUAGAUCUCAUAUGCAAAGUAUCAUAGACAAGUUACAAGUGCCACAAGCUUUCGAUCAAAUGUAUAGGGAAUUAAAAACAAUUUUGCAAAGAAGUGGUGAUUGUGAAACAGUAGUAUCCAUCUUCAAACAUUUUGAACACUUUAAUGAGCUUGACUCCUCGAUUUCUUCUAGUAUUUUGUUUAUUUUUUUAGAUUUUAAAAUGAGAAAGCUUCAACUAUUUAACCUUAUGGCCAGAAAUGUUAAACAUCUUACAAUCUUUGGAGCAAAUCAUCGAGACACAUAUUUACAGAAUAAAAAGCACUCUAAAAAGCACGUCCAUCGACGAUUUUUUUCUUUUACAGGAAAAUUAAUAUUUGUUAAAAGAUGUGAAGGUCAAUUAUUUAGAGAUACAGAAGCUGGACGAUCUUGCCCUCGAGGUAUCCAUUGCACAUAUGCCCAUUCUCAGAGUGAACUCCGUCAAAGUAUACAUCGUCGUUUUCGAGGAAACAGUCGCUUUACUGAUUUGAAGAAUAUGCAGUAUCUAAAACCAAAUUUUUCGUACGGCAGUUCUCUUGCGAUUUCUAAAUCAACAGUACCAGUAUUACCGAUUUCGAUUGAUUCGGGAGCCGUUGUUGGAUCCAAUCAACGAGUUGGAUCAGAUCUUAGUGGAUUAAUGCACCUUCCUGUGAUGCCCAUUAUGCUUCAGAGCAAUCAGUCGAUGAAACAAUAUUCAUCAUUGACAAAUCAAUUGACGACUUUCGGUACUCUAAACGGAACAGAUCAAUCGAUAUCUCUUGCUACAGUAUGGCCAACCACAGUUUCUAACGUAUCAAAUAAUAUAAAUGGUAAUAUUGGUACCACUGAUUUGUCUGCCAUAGUUCAGUUCCCUGUGGCAACGUCUACAACGACUGGGUCUUCCCCAUCUACAUUUUCUCAAAUUCCUAUUCCAUUACUAAAUCCGCCAUCGGUUAUCGUUGAUCCGAAUGUUUUUCAUUGGAUUCCUCCCUGCCUAAAUACACAAUUUUAUUCAGAACUUUGCGAUAUUCAUUGCAGCUUUCCUAUUGAAAAUUUUGAAGUAUACAAUAAUGAGCACACAAGCUUCACUGAUGAUCCAAAUCAUAACAGUUUGCAUAAUCUGAUUGUAAGCGAUUCAGCUAAAAGUGCCAAAAAUUCUUGUAUUGAAAAUGAAGAACUUCUGAUCAUGCGAAGAAAAGAAAUUGUUUCACGUCUUACAGCUAUGAACUCAAAUAUAGGAGAAGAAGUUGAUGAUGAUGACAUUCGUAGUCAUGUGUCGUACACUGUUGCGAAUUCAGUGUUAUUCGACGAUAAGGAAGUCAUUUCUACAGGAUUUUUGCAAUUACCACCAUUGCCACUGCCUUAUAGUGCUGCAUCUCCUACGCAAGUUUUGACGCAUUUGGGAGAUGUGGCAGCAAUAACAACCAAUGUCCUUUCUCUAUGCCCAUCAAGCACUUGUAUAAACGGAACGAAACCGGCUACUGUACAAGCUACUUGUGCUGUAAUGCAAGUAAAAGACAUUAUCAGUCAGCCUUUACCAAGUCCAGCUAUUCAGUUUCCACGUUCGCAAACAAAAACUAUGGAGAAAAUUGAUUCAUCUUCUAUAAACAAUCAAAUUUCGUCUGUAAUCCGAUCUUUUCCAUUAACACCUUGCGAUCCACAGAACGUUGUAAGUGCUACUUUAGAUCGUAUUGUCGAUGUGCGCGAAAGAUUGAAUGAUAUAAAUAAAAGUGGUGGGCUAGGCUGCGCUGUAGAAAAACAGCUUAAAGUAGAAUUAAAUAUCGUUAGCCGACAAAUUCAGUCUCUGGAUCACAAAACGAAGCAUUCAUGCUUACUUCGAGAACUUCAAGAAGUCGAAAAAAAAAUCGAAUACCUCAAUAGUCAUUGUUGA
This is a messenger RNA of Dracunculus medinensis (Guinea worm), 2781 nucleotides long. The record is from the annotation of a GenBank genome assembly. Lineage: Eukaryota; Metazoa; Nematoda; Chromadorea; Rhabditida; Dracunculidae.